Cheilinus undulatus (humphead wrasse) is the source of this 930-nucleotide messenger RNA. It is a transcript of the gene drgx, whose product is annotated as dorsal root ganglia homeobox. The record is from RefSeq and is a predicted model, not a curated record. Bases 1 to 930 code for a protein of 309 amino acids. The transcript has 6 exons. Gene Ontology annotation, molecular function: RNA polymerase II transcription regulatory region sequence-specific DNA binding; DNA-binding transcription factor activity, RNA polymerase II-specific. NCBI's taxonomy places the organism in Eukaryota, Metazoa, Chordata, Actinopteri, Labriformes, Labridae. Gene Ontology annotation, biological process: regulation of transcription by RNA polymerase II.
AUGUUCUACUUUCACUGUCCGCCUCAGCUGGACGGAGAGUGCUGCCGAUCCAACACAUUGAAUUCGAGCGGAUUUGGCAACCACGCUCCGACUGAUUUCGAUGAUGGAUUUCUACGCAGGAAACAGCGCAGGAACAGAACUACCUUCACUCUGCAACAGCUGGAGGCUUUGGAGGCUGUGUUUGCGCAGACGCACUACCCGGACGUGUUCACGCGCGAGGAGCUGGCCAUGAAGAUCAACCUCACGGAGGCCAGGGUGCAGGUUUGGUUUCAGAACCGCAGAGCAAAGUGGAGGAAGACAGAGCGAGGAAGCUCAGACGCAGAAGGAGGUAAAGAGCAGAUGAGCGAGGGCACUCCUCCGUCUCGCAGCAUCAACUCUCAGUCUCCGGUGGACCACAGCAGGAAGCAGAAAGAACCGCUGGAGAUGCAGCAGAGCAUCAACAGGACGGUGGGUCCAAGUGGUCCGUUCUUCCCGUCAUGUAUCCCAGGAACGCUCCUAAACUCUGCUACCUACGCCCAGGCCCUCUCACAGGUCGCCACACUGAAAGGUAAUGGUUUGUGUUCCUGCUGUGUUUCCGACCCCAUGGGCUUGUCCUUCCUGCCACCCUACGGUUGCCAAGGCAACCGCACAGCCAGCGUGGCCGCCCUUCGCAUGAAGGCCCGUGAGCAUUCGGAGGCUGUGCUUCAGUCUGCGAACCUGCUCGGCGCUGCAGCGGGCGGACCGGGCGCCGGCGUGGGAGUCCUGUCUGGAGUCGCCGUAAGCUCGGCCGGGGUGGCGAGACCCUCCAUAGGUCCCGCCAUCGAGGUUCCCGGCUCCGUGGGGAGAGGAGGGGAAAGCUCCAGUCCCAGUCUGGCCAACAAGGUGCCGGUGCUGGGCAGCAGUCCUGACAAACACCCUCACUGCUCCAAGGAACAACUGGAGAAAAAGUAA